Molecule: messenger RNA, 1847 nt
Organism: Eurytemora carolleeae
Lineage: Eukaryota; Metazoa; Arthropoda; Copepoda; Calanoida; Temoridae
Product: proton-coupled folate transporter
Exons: 23
Coding region: 17-1591 (524 amino acids)
Biological process (GO): transmembrane transport
Cellular component (GO): membrane
Molecular function (GO): transmembrane transporter activity
Source: RefSeq, a predicted model, not a curated record
AUAAGUGAUGUGAUUUAUGAAUUUUCAUUUCUCGAAUUCAACUUUUCAGAAUUAUCUCUUUUGUGAAAUGGUGAAAUCUACACAAACAAUUUGGCAAAGAAUUCAGAGAUUAUGGUUUCCGGUAACGGUGGAACCCGUUAUUUUUCUUUAUGCAGUUUCUCUUGGGUUGAAUGAGGUUAUUAGAUCAAAUCUUAUUAUACAGAAACUUUGCCAAAGUAAACUGAACUAUACUGAAGAAAUAUGUGAUGAUUUGGGUUCUCAGAAUAAUACACAAAUUGCAGAGGAAGUUCGGUUAAAUGUUACAGAGUACGAAACUCUUUAUGGAGGACUCGCCUUCCUCCCAAGAAUUCUGUAUGGAUUAAUGGCCGGAACCUGGUCAGAUAGAAACGGAAGGAAAAAACUGAUUGGUUUACCACUGUUGGGUCAGCUUCUCGCCACUCUAACCUAUCUUCUAAACUACUUUUUUAUCUCGCAACUCCCAUGGCAGACAUUGUAUCUUGAACUUUUAAAUGAUUCUUGUGGAACUUAUGUGGCAAUAUAUAUUGGUUUAUAUAGUUAUAUCACAGAUAUAACAGAGGAAGAUGCCAUGUCUUUUCGUCUGGGAAUACUAGAUGGUGCUGAUUAUACAAGUACAGCUGUUGGCACACUUAUAAGUGGUCCUAUCUUCUUGUACGGAGGUUACUAUGCAGUGUUUGGGUCUGGAAUGUUAAGUUGUGUACUCGGAAUUAUUUAUCUCACCUUCGGUGUAAAGGAGUCUCUGAACAUCGGACAUGGUGUUAAUGUCGAGACAGAGCUGCAAGGUUCAGAGGUUCACAGAAACUAUGGAAGUCAAACUAUUUCACCAAUUCAGGAGGAAAACAUGAAACCACUAGACAGACCAGUUUAUAUAACAAGCAUUCUUUACAUUUUUGAAAGUUUGAAAACUGUUCUAAAGAGUAGAAAGUAUCCAAGAAAAACUAUUCUAUUUCUUGGUAUCUUUAACUUUGCCUGCUACAUUUUCACUUAUAAUGGAACAGAAGGAACCCACAGGUAUGCAUACGCCCGUAUGAAAUAUGGAUGGUCGGAGCAGGAGUUUACAAGAUACCUAUUCAACUAUAGAAUAGGUUACAUGGUGGCGUUAUGGGUAGUCUCUCCUAUACUCUCCAGAAUAUUGAAUAUCCCUGAUCCUGUAAUUUCAAUCAUGGCCUGCUGUUCAUCCAUCAUAGGAUUUAUCCUACCUGCUGUAACGCAGAGCUCAACCUGGUUCACGGUGGGCUCCUUCAUCUGUAUGUUCUCUCCUCUUACCACCAUCAUGACCAGAGCAGUUCUGAGCAAAACAGUGCCAGGAGAUGAGAUAGGACGGAUAUUUUCAGUUCUCUCUCUUUUCUCCGCCAUUAGUGGAUCACUGGUAGAAUCUGUUUUCCAGAGUGUUUUUGGAGCCACUGCUGAUACAUUUCCUGGAGCUUAUCUUUUAUUACUUGCAGGACUUCUUGGGCUGACAAUCCCUGUGAAUUUGAUGAUUCUCCUUUUCUUUAGAAGAAUGGAGAAAUCAAACCUUCAACAAGAAGAAACCCAAAUAUCAACAGGAGACGCUAUUUUUCAAAAUUUCUAAGAUGUAACAUUUUUCAUGUUAUUGUUAUUUAAGACUUUAGAUAUUUUUAUCACAAUUGGUGCGAAAAUAAUGACGAAAGAUUUUAAAACCACUCUCAAAGUGAUGAUUUGUCUACUCUAACCUCCUUCAAGUGCACUGAAUUAUUGCAAGAAACCGUUCUAAUGUUCAAUAUUAAGAUAAUUAAAAUAAAUUUGCGACAUCAAUUCAUCAAAAUCCUCACAAUUUUAACAACAAAUAAAUGAUAUUAUAAAACGUA